Molecule: messenger RNA, 3418 nt
Organism: Calypte anna (Anna's hummingbird)
Lineage: Eukaryota; Metazoa; Chordata; Aves; Apodiformes; Trochilidae
Gene: STK11
Product: serine/threonine kinase 11
Exons: 10
Coding region: 1362-2684 (440 amino acids)
Biological process (GO): regulation of Wnt signaling pathway; positive regulation of vesicle transport along microtubule; protein phosphorylation
Cellular component (GO): nucleus; cytoplasm
Molecular function (GO): ATP binding; protein kinase activator activity; protein serine/threonine kinase activity
Source: RefSeq, a predicted model, not a curated record
AGCGGAACCGGAGCGCGGUGGCAGAGCGGGGGAGGCGGCUGGAAGGGCUCCCCUUGAGGCGAGAGGAGCGCCGGGGGGGAGGAGGGAGUAAGCGCGGCGGCGGCGGGACCCGGCCCGGUUCCCGAGCUUGGCGGCGGGGAGGGGGGACGAGACUGCCCGCCCCCCUCCCCCGGUUUGACAGCGGGGAGGCCCCGGGUUGAGCGAGCGGCCGGAGCUGCUCUCCCCGCUCGGCCCCGGCCCGCGGGGGAAGGGCCCGGCCCCGCUGUGGGAGGGGGGAGCUCGGCUGCAAACCCCCCCGGGGGUCCCUUCCCCGCUGCCCCCACCUCACUUCAGGUGUGUUCUUUCCUCCCUCCCUUCCUUCCCUCCCCGUUCUCGCUUCCCCCGGAGCUCCUGCCCUGUCCCGCCUUUCCCUCCCCGCUGCCACCUGUGGAAGGGGUUGGGGUUGGGGGUGGUUCCUGAGCGCCCAUUCCCGUGGUGGGGGGGAGAGGAAUGGGGGGCGGGGGGUCCUGGUCUGGGGGAAUCACCUCCUCCUGCUUCUUCCCGUUCCAAGGUGGGUCGGGAGAGCUGUGGUAGGGUUUGGGUUGGCUGCCCCUGGAGCGGUGGGGGUGACACAUCAUGUGCCAGGCGGAACCCGAGUGGCUGAAGGAUGCCCCUGGGAGCUCUCGAUAGGCACCGAAGGCCUCAAACUUUUGUAGGCGUGAAAAGCGAAGACCUUAGAAUUGUUUCUGAAAACUCCUGCAAGGAAACUUGGUUCCAGCUUCCAAACGGCUGAAAAAAAAAAAAAAAAAAAAAAAAAAAGAACAAGAACCCAACCGGACCUGUGAGGACAGCAGGGCAGAAACUUCCCCUGCUCCCCCCCCUUCUUCUCCCCCUGCUUUGGAGUUGGUGACUGUGAUCUCCCAGGAAUGGAAAGUCACGAAAGAGACUUGGUGAUUGUUUGGUUUUAUGUGGUGGCCUGAAGUCCUAGAGGAUGACCUAGCACUUAAGAUCCAAACUGGGCCAAGUUAAAGGCCAAGUUGACUUGAAAGAACCCUAGCAGUGGGACCAGGUCAGGAGCAAAGCGAGUCCCAAACUGAGUGGAUCUGGUCAAAGAUCUAUAUUCUUUUUAAAAGACAUUGUGUUGCUGGAGCCAGGCCUGGAUCUUUUAGCAUCCAAUCGAGCUGGAAGCAGCUCAUAGCUUUUGUUUUGGUUUUGUUUCGUUGUUUAUUGGUUUGGUUUUUGUUUUGUUUUUUUAAAUUCAUGUUUGUACAAUCUUCUGGCUAUUUUUUUUCAAGAAGGAGUAAAAGGGAGUGUUGGAAACUAGCAAACAGGAUUAAAACCCUGAGAGCUUAAGGAAAACAGGCUAAGGAACUUAAUCCAGGAUGGAUAUGCAGGAGCCCCAGCAGCUGGGCAUGUUUGCAGAGGGGGAGCUGAUGUCUGUGGGCAUGGACACUUUUAUCCAUCGCAUCGACUCCACGGAGGUCAUCUACCAACCCAGGAGGAAAAGGGCCAAGCUCAUUGGCAAGUACCUGAUGGGAGACCUGCUUGGAGAAGGCUCUUAUGGCAAAGUCAAGGAGAUGCUGGACUCUGAAACCCUCUGUAGGAGAGCUGUGAAAAUACUGAAGAAGAAGAAGCUACGCAGAAUUCCCAACGGGGAGGCAAAUGUGAAAAAAGAAAUUCAGCUCCUGCGACGCUUGCGGCACAAAAACGUGAUCCAGUUGGUAGAUGUGUUAUACAAUGAGGAGAAGCAGAAAAUGUAUAUGGUGAUGGAGUACUGUGUGUGUGGGAUGCAGGAAAUGCUGGACAGUGUCCCAGAAAAGAGGUUUCCAGUUUUUCAGGCUCACGGGUACUUUUGUCAGCUUAUAGACGGCUUAGAAUACUUGCACAGCCAAGGGAUUGUCCACAAGGAUAUAAAACCAGGGAACCUCCUGCUAACAACCAAUGGGACACUAAAAAUAUCUGAUUUAGGCGUAGCAGAGGCAUUGCAUCCCUUUGCAGAGGAUGACACGUGCAGGACGAGCCAAGGGUCGCCAGCAUUCCAGCCACCAGAAAUUGCCAAUGGCCUUGACACCUUUUCAGGCUUUAAAGUAGACAUCUGGUCUGCAGGGGUCACGCUAUACAACAUCACAACGGGUCUGUACCCCUUUGAAGGGGAUAAUAUCUAUAAAUUAUUUGAAAACAUCGGGAAAGGUGACUACACAAUUCCAGAGGAUUGUGGUCCUCCACUCUCAGACUUAUUGAGAGGGAUGCUUGAAUACGACCCAGCCAAGAGAUUUUCAAUACAGCAGAUAAGGCAGCACAAUUGGUUUCGUAAGAAACAUGCUCAGGCAGAGGCUCUGGUGCCCAUACCUCCCAGCCCAGAAACAAAGGACAGGUGGAGAAGUAUGACGGCGGUGCCUUAUCUGGAAGAUCUGCAUGGCUACAACGAGGAGGAAGACGAUGACUUGUAUGACAUUGAAGAUGAUAUCAUCUACACUCAGGACUUCACAGUACCAGGACAGGUGCCUGAGGAGGAGGCAGGGCAGAACGGGCAGAGCCGUGGCAAGGGGCUGCCCAAAGCCAUCUGCAUGAACGGGACGGAGCCGGGACAGCUGAGCACCAAAUCCAAAGGGGAGCGGCGAGCCAGCGCCUCUUCCAACCCCUCCCGCAAGGCUUGCUCAGCCAGCAGCAAGAUCCGAAAGCUCUCCACCUGCAAGCAGCAGUGAAGGGGAGCUCCAAGCUCUGCACAGCGUCUCCAUCCCUGCCCCAUCUCUGCCUCUCUCCUGGGAGCGAACCGCGCUUGAGAUCCAAAAAGAAACCCGAGGAAUCCAACCACGGAACCCGGAAUCCGCCCCCUCCCCCGGCGGCCCCGGCACCAGGAACCAGAAGCUGCUGGUGGGCAGACCCCAUUUACCACCUGGGAAGAUGAACUCUGCGGCUGGGAAGAUGCUGCCCCUCCUCCUCCCCAAUCACUCUUUGCCAAUCAAGACACUGAUUCUGGUUUUAAUUUCACGAUGGGAAGGGGGGGAUGAGCGGGCCCCCCCCUCCCUGCCGGGCCCGGCCGGGUCCCCCCUGGCUGUGUAGAGUCGUGCAAAGCCAUUGCCGUGCACUUUAUGUUUUAGACUACUGUUAUAUAUUAUAUAUUUUCCUCUUUUUUUUUUUUUUUUUCUUUUUUUUUUUUUUUUUUUUUUUUGUUUAUAUUUGCGGUAUAUUUAGAGAUUCCUACACAUUGUGAUGUGUUGAAAAUAAACCAGAUGAGGAAAAAAAAACCCACACAAAAAAAAACCAAAAAAAAAACCAACCCCAACAGGUAUUAAGACAAAACAAAACUCUAUUAAACCUGCAUGCUGUAAAAGGGCUCGGAAAAGGGAAUGGGUGCGCUCGUUGUCUUUUUUUCUUUCCUUUUUUCUUUUUUUUUUUUUUUAAAGACAAAAGAAAAAAAAUAAAGUGAAAACAGCGA